AUGAAAUAAACUAUCAUCAUUUUUUACGUCAUCUGCUUAAUUACACCAACAUUAGCUGUUAAAGGUAUAGAUAUAGCUGAUGCCUUUAAUAACUUUUCUUGUUUUAAGAAUGCAGGUUAUUAAUUUGCUAUUAUUCGUGGAUAUCGAAGUUAUGGAGCUAUUGACCCAAAUGGUGCCACUAAUAUGAAGAAUGCAUAAGCUGCUGGAUUAAUUACAGAUGCCUAUUUCUUUCCAUGUAAAGGAAGUAAUCCAUUAUGAUUUUAUAUUUCCUAGAAAUAUCAGCUGCAUAACAAGUUUCUGAUUUUGUUAAUGCAUUUGGAUUAGAAGAAGAAAACUCAACAAAUGGAUUAUAUGGUACUGUAUGGUUAGAUGUCGAAACUAAUCCUAGUUCUGGAUGUGGAUGGAGUAGCUCUGAUUACACAGCUAAUUGCAAUUUUUUAAAUGAAUUAGUCGCUAACUUUAAAAAUAAAGGAAAAUUGAUAGGAAUAUAUUCUAGUAAAUAUUAAUGGGAAACUAUUUUUGGAUCUUCUUCAGCUUGUGCUAAAUUUACAUCAUUACCAAUAUGGUAUGCUCAUUAUGAUAAUAAUCCUUCUUUUUCUGACUAUGCAAAAUAUUCUUUUGGUGGAUGGACUACUCCCAAUAUGAAAUAAUAUAAUGGAGAUCAAACAGUAUGUAAUGCAGAUGUAGAUUUGAAUUUUUAUUGAUUUGAAC
Messenger RNA from Paramecium sonneborni, 711 nucleotides. The record is from the annotation of a GenBank genome assembly. NCBI's taxonomy places the organism in Eukaryota, Ciliophora, Oligohymenophorea, Peniculida, Parameciidae.